Pseudomyrmex gracilis is the source of this 2229-nucleotide messenger RNA. RefSeq names its product egl nine homolog 1 (gene Hph). The transcript has 5 exons. The coding region runs from base 478 to 1893 and encodes 471 amino acids. Gene Ontology annotation, molecular function: ferrous iron binding; L-ascorbic acid binding; peptidyl-proline 4-dioxygenase activity. The record is from RefSeq and is a predicted model, not a curated record. Gene Ontology annotation, biological process: peptidyl-proline hydroxylation to 4-hydroxy-L-proline; cellular response to hypoxia. NCBI's taxonomy places the organism in Eukaryota, Metazoa, Arthropoda, Insecta, Hymenoptera, Formicidae. Gene Ontology annotation, cellular component: cytoplasm; nucleus.
UCUUUUCUCCGCGAAGAGCAAUGCGAUCUUCGUUCGGCACGCUUGAAGAUGGCGCUCAAGUAAACACAUUUUAUCGGUAUUUGGGUGAUUUUAGUUUUCGCGCUAUAUACCUGUUGUGUUGAAACACAUCUUCCUGAUAUAACUCCCGAUAAGUUUUUAAGAAAAAAAGUUGGAGAAUCGCUUAGGAUGCGGAAAAUGGUUGAUACGAGAGAAUCGAUCGAAUGUGUUGCGACAACACUGAACGUAGUCAGCGGACUCGCGGAACGUGGACGAAAGUGAGAAAAGUUAGAUUUUCCGUAGGAGCGAGAGCGAGCGCAAUCGCGCCAGCCAGAGAGUGGAUGAAUGGAAGUGGUGGGCGGUUAGACAGUGGGCAGACGGCGCGCGAGUAAGAGAGAGCGAGCGCGUGUGACUUCCCUCAACGAGGAAAUGUCGUCGGCACUCAUGCCGCGACGGUGAAGUUAACGAUCACAGCGAAACAUGUCCAGUCCGAUAAUCAGUCGCGCGCAGACAGCCGACGACGGUGCUCGAACAGAUGUACAGGUAAUCUGUGCGAUCUGCAACAAAACUGACAAGCUGCUUAGGUGCUCACGCUGCAAGGCCGUGUUUUACUGCACGAAGGAGCAUCAGAGACGCGACUGGAAACGUCACAGAGAGUUUUGCGCGACUCAUCCCGCGGAAGAGCCCCUCUCCGCUGCGAACAAGAAUUUCAAUCGCCAAAUCCCAUCCAACAAACACAAUCCCUCGCCCGGCAAUCGCAGAACUCCGAGCGCGCCAGUUUCUAACCUGACCGAGCACCCCAACGUCUUGGAUGCAUCGGACGUCGCUAUUGAACCGAACAAUCGGAAAGCGAAGCAUUUCACAGAGUCUAUCACACAAGGAGAGAACAAAUCAAAACAAGAGCAAAAAAAGAAUCACAAUCUUAAGAAAAAAACAACAAACAGCGGGAAAACCAGAAAUUCACACAACACAGCCGAUGAGUGGACCUUGCCAAUAACGUACGAAGGUAGUUCGGAAGAUACUAUAUUAGAAGCUAAUGCCGAGCUUCUAAAUCCCUCCUUGGAAAGCUCGAAAAUUUUGUACAGUUUGAACGACACCGAUCUUGGCUUGUCCACUCAUAACGACAUGAAAAACUUAGCGGUGCCAAGAUUAGGCCAGGAAGAAGAAUUUUCACCUCCGUUUCUACAUAGAAAUAAUCUCGAAGAGUUUAUAAACAAAAUUUGCCAAUAUGUGAUAAGAGACAUGAACGAGUACGGUGUAUGUGUGGUGGACAAGUUUUUAGGCAAGGAGAAGGGUCUUGCGGUGCUAAAUGAGGUUUUAGACAUGUACAGUGCGGGUUUAUUUAAGGAUGGACAAUUGGUUUCUAAUAAAGCUAGUGCAAAUGAUCUAAAAACAAUUCGUGGUGAUCAAAUAAUAUGGCUGGAUGGCAAGGAACAACAGUGUCAAAACAUUGGCAUGUUAAUAUCGCAAGUGGAUGCCAUCAUCAUGCGAGCUAACAAAAUGCACAACAAUGGGAAAAUAGGAAACUAUACGAUCACCGGAAGAACAAAAGCAAUGGUGGCUUGUUAUCCUGGUCAUGGUUCGCACUACGUGAAACACGUAGACAAUCCUAAUCAAGAUGGACGUUGUAUCACAGCCAUUUACUAUCUUAAUUGCGACUGGGAUGUAAAGGAAAAUGGUGGACUUCUGAGGAUAUUUCCCGAAGGAUGGCAGGAUCAAGUGGCGGAUAUCGAACCUCUAUUCGACAGAAUAUUAUUUUUCUGGUCUGACAGACGGAAUCCGCACGAGGUACAACCGGCGUAUAAAACGAGAUACGCCAUUACGCUCUGGUAUUUUGACGCCGAAGAAAGAAAUCAAGCUUGCCGAAGGUAUCAAAAAGAAAGAGGAAUUGAAUAGCGUACGAAGAAACUUACUGACAAACAUGCGUGCUUUAUAAGGAAGUGCAAUAGAUGUAAGAGCGUACUAUUAUUUUUUUCCUCUUUACAGAUGGCACUGUAAUAUAUGUGAUGAGUUGAUGUGUGUAAUUGUUGCAAUUCACUCAUAUGUAUAUUUGUUCCUUUCUAUUUCUGAGAUUCUAUACGUUUGCACUUUGUAAGCUGAAUAAUUAAGAUACGUCAAGAGUCAUUGCUUCCUACUUCUACCACCACUACCAUUUGAAAAAAAAAAGAAAACUUGCAAUUCUGUCGACUUUACCUUUCGUUAUGUAAAACAAAAAAACAAAAAAAAAAAAAA